ACGAGUUUUCGUGCAACUAAUUGCAGUGUAAAGCAUAGAGUCGGAAAGUGGGUGGAGAAAUAGAAGUUCAUGGGCGGACAUCUCAAUGAAGAUAGUACAGUAAUAAAACUCACCUCUCUACUAAGCUCACACAUUUUCCAUUUGCUAUAAAUUCCUCCUUCCCAUUUUUCUCUCUCUCAUAUCUCUCCGAUUUCUUCUUCGUUUGCCUCGGUUUCUCCGAUCAGAGCUCAUGGAGUCCGCCGCCGUUCUCCGCUCCUUCCACCAUUCAGUUGGUACCACUUCCCAUGUGAGGUCAGUAAUUGAAAUGCCUGGCGUUAUUCCAACAAAUAGCAUUGCCUUCUCCAAGCCUACUAAGUUGUCCCUAAAGGGCUCCUCAAAUGGCGCAAGGCUCAUGUCUUCUCCUAACAAGCACGGUAGAUUGACACUGUCAUGUGCAAAGACAUCUGAAACAACUGUGACAGCGAAAUCUGGUGAUAGCAAUCAAAAAGUUCCAACAGAGAGUAGUCCACUGCCAACAGCAACAUUUCCAAAGGGUUUUGAGGCUCUGAUCAUCGAGGUGUGUGAUGAUACAGAGGUAGCUGAGCUGAAACUUAAGGUUGGAGAUUUUGAACUGCACCUGAAACGGAACAUUGAAGCUCCAGUAGUGCCUGCGCCUGUUGUUUCCGCACCACCACCACCACCACCUAGUGCAAGCAAAACAUCCAUUUCAUCAACAGCUGCUGCUCCUGCAGCAUCCCCAGGGAAAUCAUCCUCAGGAAAGAUCAGCCCAUUCACAAAUGUUGCUGCUGAAAAAUCAGCAAAAUUAGCAGCUCUAGAGUCUACUGGAGCUAGUGGUUAUGUUCUUGUAUCAUGCCCCACGGUUGGUUCAUUCCGAAGGGCCAGGACAUUAAAGGGAAAGAAACAACCUCCUGCAUGUAAAGAGGGUGAUAUUAUCAAGGAGGGACAGAUUAUUGGCUUUUUGGAUCAGUUUGGGACAGAACUUCCUGUCAGGUCAGAUGCGGCUGGAGAAGUCUUGAAAAUCCUCUUUAAUGAUGGCGAAGCUGUUGGUUAUGGUGAUCCACUUAUUGCUGUCUUGCCAUCAUUCCGUGGUAUCAACUGAAAUAGCUUACACCUCUAGUUUUUGAAUUCUUGGAGAGUACUAAUGCUGCUUUUCUUGUUCUUGUAUUUUGGUCAACUCUGUCAUCUUUGGACUCUCCUAAUCCCAUUUGGGAUGCAAGUUUAGAUUGGUAACUGUAAGCUUUUUAUUACAGGUUAAUUCGGCUUUAGAACAAUAAAAGAUUGUCCGAUCCAAGUUGAGAACUCUUUAUUAUUUUUUCUGGCUUGUAUGAUUUUGUAUAUUUAUGUAACGCUGAUGGCGUUAUCAAUCGGGACCAGAAAAGGGUAUUGAUGGUGGAGUUUGCAAUUACUGCCUAUUUUUAGGCGUGGUUGAUUGGAGCAACUCUACAUAUUUUGCCA
Solanum tuberosum (potato) is the source of this 1455-nucleotide messenger RNA. RefSeq names its product biotin carboxyl carrier protein of acetyl-CoA carboxylase. NCBI's taxonomy places the organism in Eukaryota, Viridiplantae, Streptophyta, Magnoliopsida, Solanales, Solanaceae. The record is from RefSeq and is a predicted model, not a curated record. The transcript has 9 exons. Bases 230 to 1099 code for a protein of 289 amino acids.